AUGCUGCUGUCGGGGACGGCGCUCUGGCCGAAGCCGUCCGCACCACCUCCGCUCCCGCCGAUGCUGCUGUCGGUGACGGCGCUCUGGCCGAACCCGUCCUCGCCGCCGCCGCUUCUGCCGAUGCUGCCGCCGCCGCCGCUGCGGCCGUCUGUAUACCAACGCCAACUCGCUGUUCCUCCGCUGCUGCUGAACGGGCGAAAGCUGGAGCUGUACCAGGAGCGCCGUUGCAGGAACGUAGAGGUUGCUUCUGUUGACGAGGCUGCUGCUGUGGCAUGGGCUGCUGCUGCACCGAUGGCUGUGGCACGAACCUCUGCUGCACGCACGGUUGUUGCUGCUGCUGCUGAAAGGAACACCCUCUGCCAAACACGCCGUACCUCCACUGAUGCUGGAACGGUUGCUGUACGGGAACACCUCCGCAUGACUGCUGUAGACCAUGCUGCUGUUGACGAGAAAAACUUCCCCAACAGUCGCGCCGAAAAUUUCCACCGCCGACAUGAAGAGCGUGCGGGUCACCGGUCGGCGCUGCCGUCCGCCGCGCAACAUUCACGAGGUCUCUCUCGGCGUGCAGGCUACGCACAAGAUUCUCCAAGUCCUUGCGCGUGAGCGAGCUGUUGGCCAUGAGGAGAAUGUGGACCUGUUCGUAGUCGGCGGAGAGGUUCCUUCGAAGCAUCGCGAGGACUUCUCUAUCUGUGAUCGCAUCGCCGUUGACGGCGCGGAGAGUAGACAACACCCUGUCGAACCUAAGAAAAUACUCCUUUGGGUCCUCUUCAAGCUGCAUCUUCAUGUUCGUGAGAGACAGCUUCAGUGCCUCCUGCUCGGAGUCACUCAUCGCCAGGCAGAACUGUUGUGUGCAGCCUCCCACGCCCCAGACACAGUCCCAACGGCAAGGAUUCUAGCCUGAAAGUUUGCCCCCUUCGUGGCGCGCAUCAAGUACUCAAACGCAUACUCAUGAUCGCGCACGCGACGCUCACCGUGCCAGCGGACGUUUUCGCUCCUUGGCAGCCCGUUGAGGAGCCAGAUGCGUUGGUCUGGACUCGCCGGCUUGGCGAGUGUGUGUGAUAGACCUUCGCGGGCGAGAAAGAGCUCGAACAGCAACGUGAACAGUGGGAAUUGCCGUCGUACACCGGUGGCUUCCGGUCCUUCCGCACGUAAUCGCGGUAACGCUGCUGCUGCUCCCGAUCAUCGAAAAAACUAGCCGUCCCCCCGGCUCCAACAGUAGCCGCCCCUCCGGCAGCUCCAUCCCUGCUAUGGUACCCAGGCGCAAAGCCAGCGCCGCUUAUCCUCAUGUUACCUGCCGCAUACCCGGCAUCACCCACUCUCCUUCUCGCGGCUCUCCGCUGAACUCCUCUCUUCCGCUUCAUCUAUUCUCCUCUGCAUUUCCGCCAUCUUGGCUGCCGCUUUCUCGGCUGCUCUCUCGACAUUCCUCGCUUGUUCUUCUAACUCUCUUUCUCUUUCCGUCAUCGCCGAACCAACACCUGGUCUGGCUAGGCUCCAAACUACGAUAUCGUGUUUGUGUGCACUGCCGCCCUCAGCGGUCUGUGGU
This is a messenger RNA of Ectocarpus sp. CCAP 1310/34, 1543 nucleotides long. The record is from the annotation of a GenBank genome assembly. Lineage: Eukaryota; Phaeophyceae; Ectocarpales; Ectocarpaceae.